Messenger RNA from Gracilinanus agilis (Agile Gracile Mouse Opossum), 2830 nucleotides. RefSeq names its product ankyrin repeat domain 23 (gene ANKRD23). NCBI's taxonomy places the organism in Eukaryota, Metazoa, Chordata, Mammalia, Didelphimorphia, Didelphidae. Gene Ontology annotation, cellular component: nucleus. The record is from RefSeq and is a predicted model, not a curated record. The coding region runs from base 63 to 983 and encodes 306 amino acids. The transcript is spliced from 9 exons. Gene Ontology annotation, biological process: positive regulation of transcription by RNA polymerase II. Gene Ontology annotation, molecular function: transcription cis-regulatory region binding; RNA polymerase II-specific DNA-binding transcription factor binding.
AUAUAAAAAGCAAACUGCAGCUCAGCUAGCCAUAGUGGGGGAGUGAAGAGCAGGGGGGGACCAUGGAUUUCAUCAGCAUUCAGCAGUUGAUAAGUGGUGAGAGGACUGAGGGUAAAGUUCCAGGGAUCAGACAUGGAGUCAUUGAUCCUGGAGGCUGGAGAGGUGGCCCCGGACUAGGUCCUCUCUGGACUGUGGCUUUGGAGAAACAAAAGUUAGAGGAAGAAAAAAGGAAGAAGCUUGAGACUUUUAACAAUUCCAGGCUCAAGCUUGAGAGCCUGGAUGACCUGGAGAAUUUAGUACGGAAACGAAAAGAAAAGCGCCUAAAACGGAGGGUCCCCCCCAGGGUACCAGAUCCCCCAGUUCAGCGGCAGCUCCUGUCCCAGCAGCAGCCUGUGGACCUUGAGACAUUUCUGAAGGCAGCUGUUGAAAAUCAAGAGCUCCUGAUUGACAAGUACCUGGCAGACGGCGGUGACCCUGAUGCCCAUGACAUGUUUCAUCGAACAGCCUUACACUGGGCAAGCCUGAAGGGUCAUAGCCAGAUUGUGGACAAACUACUGGAGGCAGGUGCCAUGGUGGAUGCUCGAGACAUGUUGGACAGGACACCUUUGUUCUGGGCCUGCCGUGGAGGACACCUAGACAUCCUUAAAAAGCUGCUCAACCAAGGGGCUAAAGUCAAUGCCCGGGACAAGAUCUGGAGUACACCCUUGCAUGUGGUUGUUCGAACAGGACACUGUGACUGCCUUGAACACCUUAUUGCUUGUGGGGCCCAGAUUGAUACACAGGAUAAGGAGGGAGAUACAGCCUUACAUGAGGCAGUACGGCAUGGCCGUUACAAGGCCAUGAAGAUAUUGCUGCUCUAUGGGGCCUCACUGGGUGUUCGAAAUGCUGAGGCAAUGACACCUGUACAACUAGCACGAGAUUGGCAGAGAGGCAUCCAGGAAACACUACGGGCCUAUGUUGGGCAUCCCCGAACUCGUUGCUGAAGAUGCCAGACCUUGUAGAGGCUCCUACCAUUCCAUCCCCUUCCCUUUGGUCCCUUUUCUACCAGUUAUGGGUGGUUCCCUGGCCACAAGUUGGGAUGUUCCCAGGUCUAAUAAUCCCUUAUCCCAUUGGCCAUUCAUCUGUUCUAUUGACCUAUCUCCCCACUCUCCUCCACAAUUCCUAGGGCUCUAUAUAGCAGGGAAUAUUGGUGCAGACUACUUUUCUUGCCCUUGAAUUUAUCCUUUCAUCUAACCUGUAGCUACCUCAAAGAGGAAAAAAAAAUCCCAUUAAGAGAAAGCAAGGUCAGGAUUAAGGACAGAUAUUUCAGAUAGCUCUAAGAGGUGUCCUGUUUGGUUUGAGCUGAUCAGAUAGUAAUUUCUCAAGAAGGUAGGAGAGAAGAAACUCAAGUUUGUGGGUGGUAACAGUGAAGUGAAUGAGUGUGAGGUUUAAGAUACUCACAAAGGUGAAGUUAGGGCUAGUGAAGAUUAGGGAGGUGGAAAUUGUUUGGUGGUGGAUCAACCGUGGUCCCAUAAAAGCUGUUCAGAAGCAUCAGAACCAGAGUUGCUCUUUAGCUGGUGGCUGGUCUAAACUCUGUUGCAAUUUCUCUAGGGACUCCUCCUCAACAGCAAUAGCAACCCUGAUGGGGUGUGGCCUCACGAGAAGUUCCAGUUUUAGGGACUCAUGAGUUGGUGGUUGUGACCUCAGCAGAACUGAGGUAUGCUCUGGGGGCUUUUUCAUUCUGUCUAUAAAACAGCAAACCCAAAUAACCAUAACCAACUCUGGUUGCUCCAGAUUCCCCCAAGAAUGACAGAUGAGAGUAUCUUCCCAGGGGAGUCAUUCCCUGUGCCCAUGAGCUUUGGUCAGAACUUUUGAGAUUUGCUUCAAUUUCCAUUCUCACUAGGGCCUGCUCAGUAUUAUGUGGUCUCUUGCUCUGUGGUUACAUGUGGCACACCCAGGAUACUUGGGGUGGUGGCCCAUACUUGCAAGGGUUGAGGCUGCCCUGUAUAAUACAGCAGGUAGGACUUCAGUCCUAGAGAAGAUUCCCGUGGUUUUGAUGUCACUUCCAAGCAAAGUUUGGGUCCUCAGGCUUCCUUGUGCCAAGGCACAAGAGAAAAGGCUGCAGAAGGGAUGGCAGAACUGAGUAUACAAUGCAUUCUAGAUACUUUCUCCAUAUAUUUUUGUACACUGAAAAUGGUUAACUGAGACUUUUUUCUUUUUAUUGCCUCUCUUAGUGAAUCCUGGUAGAUGGAAUCCUAAGGCAAGUUUCUACUAUCCUUCCCUAGACUAAGGUUUCUGCUUUCUGCUGUUAGUCCAGUACUGCUGGUCAGGCUGAGAUCUUAGCAUCAGCAGAGCCCUCCUCAUCUUCAAACACUUUACCUUGGGCCCACUGACAGAAGAAUAUAAGGGGAAAAGGUGGUGGAAGCCCAAAGAAGGGCAGGCCCCCUCCCUUAGACUGUUAUGGGCUAUGCCAAAUCCCUGGGCCAGGCCUAAAUUGAAGACCUGGAUUACAUAUUCUUAACAUGACAAGUGCCAUUGUGGUGGCUAAUAUUCCGUUUUAGGCUCCCACUUCCCUUGAGCUUUAAGGCUACAGCGUCCUCCAUGCAGGAUAAGAGCAAUAGACAAAGCCUACCCCCUUGGGUUGAAGCUUCAACUCACCAGCGGCAGCUUGGCCUUGCCUUCUAGGCUACAGAGCCUUUGGGGCUGGUGCCAAGAGGAAAGCAGCUGUCACAUGAUUAUGGCAGUGACUACUCCAAAGUUAGAAAAUGGAAAAAUGCAGUAAGAGCAAAUGAAACAUUUUUAUAUGGAUCAAUUUGUUGUUGUUAUUCAUUAAAACUGAUUCUCUUUUGUA